AUGCAGGUUCCGACUGGAACAUCUCGUCAAAGUUACCCAGCUACCAGCUAUCAGGACUUUAGCAACUGGGAGUCUCUAAUGAAAAUUAAAGAGGGGCUGCUAAGACAGAAAGAGAUUGUGAUUGAUCGGCAAAAGCAGCAAAUUAACAAUUUACAUCAGAAGAUAAGGGAGAAUGAAUUACGAGCUCAACACGCAAGACUGAGCCAUCUUGUGAACUGCGAAGAACCUUACAUGACUAAUUUGCAGCAACCACAGUACGAGAGCACACCGCUGCAACCUCACGUUUCAGAAAGAUCAACAUCCCACCUUGAGGAGCUUGAGCGAAAGAUUGCAGCAGCUGAGAAUAAGGAAUUACAACUCAGUGAAUUUGUAAAACAAAUUUCAAACAAAUCUAGUGAGGAGAAAAAGAAGAUGGAGGAGAAACUUAAAACUAGAGACCGAUAUAUUAAUAGCCUGAAAAAGAAAUGCCAGAAAGAGUCUGAGCAAAACAAAGAAAAACAAAGACGAAUUGAAACCUUAGAAAAAUACCUGGCUGACUUACCAACGCUGGAUGAUAUAGAAGGGCAGACUAAACAGCUGCAAAUUCUAGAAGAGAAGAACAAGCAACUUCAAGAAACUGUGACUGAGUUAGAAAGGAAGCUCGGAGAGGCCCGAUCGCAGUGCAGAGAGAAGGAAUUGCAACUGGUGUGUCAAAAGAAAAAGGAAAAAGAGCUGGUCACAACAGUACAAAGUUUACAACAGAAAGUAGAAAAAUGCCUGGAAGAUGGUAUUCGGCUUCCCAUGUUGGACACAAAACAGCUUCAGAGCGAGAAUGAAUGUCUCAAAGAAAAGAAUGAGAAAGCCAGUAAGGUCAUAGACAAUCAACAAAAUCAGAUAGCUGGACUGAUUUCAGACAUGCGGUCUAUGCAAGAGGAGCUUUUGCAACAAAGGCUGAUAGUUCAGAAGAUGACAAAUGAGCUUGAAGAAAAAGAAAGGAAUAUAGAGCAGUUAAAUAAAACUCUCUCUGAAAACCAAAGACUGAUGGAAGAGAAUGCCUCCCUGAAGGAGCAGAUACGGCAGGGGGGGGGGGAUGAGAAGAUGCCUAUAGCAGACCAGUUGUUCAAGGAAAUGUCUCAUUGCUUGUUUGACUUGAAAGCACUGUGCAGUAUUCUCACCCAGAGAGCUCAGGGCAAGGAGCCUAACCUUUCCUUACUGCUGGGAAUCAGAUCACUGAGCUGUUCAGCUGAAGAGAAUGAAAAUUACCACAGCACAGAAACUCUUUCGAAGAAGCUCUUGGACGUUUGUCAGUUACGAAAGGAUAUUGAUGAAUUAAGGACUAUAAUGUCGGACCGUUAUGCUCAGGACAUGGGGGACAAUUGCAUUACUCAAUGACAACGUUUCAUCUAGUAGCAAAUGACUUAUUAAAUGCUGCUGUGUCACAGG
Pelecanus crispus (Dalmatian pelican) is the source of this 1422-nucleotide messenger RNA. The record is from RefSeq and is a predicted model, not a curated record. Lineage: Eukaryota; Metazoa; Chordata; Aves; Pelecaniformes; Pelecanidae.